AUGACUCGUGGAGGAGAAGACAUUCGUCUAGCAGGAAGCGUGGACAGCGACGGUCGAACGCUCGUUUCGGAACUCAACACCAAGGCAGAAAUGCAGCAUCUGAGCUGCUUUGCAGGUGGUAUGGUUGCGAUUGCUUCAAAAGUGUUUGAAAAUGAGGAUGACUUGAAGUUGGCGAGGAAGCUUGUGGAAGGUUGCCUGUGGGCGUAUGAAGUGAUGCCACUGGGCAUCAUGCCAGAGAUCAUGCAUACCGUAGCUUGCGACAUAGAAAAGUCAUGCCCAUGGGAUGAGACCAAGUGGCACGAAAAAAUUCACGAAACACAUGAAGGCCCAGAGGAUGUGGACUCCAAGAUUCGGACUCAUCGCCUUGCUGCGGGGGUGGUCAAGGUGGACGAUACUCGAUACAUACUCCGGCCCGAGGCAAUUCAGUCGGUCUUUAUCUUAUAUCGAGUUACCGGGGAUCCGUCUCUCCCACAGCGGGCUUGGAAUAUGUUCAACGCUAUUAUACAGCAUACAUUAACAGACAUUGCUCAUGCAGGUUUGGAUGAUUGCACGGUACCAAAUCCUCCGAAGGCCGACAGGAUGGAAUCAUUCUGGAUGGCAGAGACUUUGAAGUAUUUCUACCUUAUUUUCUCCGAGCCAAGUGUUGUUAGCUUGGAUGAAUACGUGCUCAACACGGAGGCGCAUCCGUUGAGGCGGACUAGUUGA
Messenger RNA from Cadophora gregata, 705 nucleotides. RefSeq lists its product as uncharacterized. The transcript has 2 exons. Gene Ontology annotation, cellular component: endoplasmic reticulum; Golgi membrane. Gene Ontology annotation, molecular function: mannosyl-oligosaccharide 1,2-alpha-mannosidase activity; calcium ion binding. The coding region runs from base 1 to 705 and encodes 234 amino acids. The record is from RefSeq and is a predicted model, not a curated record. Gene Ontology annotation, biological process: N-glycan processing; carbohydrate metabolic process. NCBI's taxonomy places the organism in Eukaryota, Fungi, Ascomycota, Leotiomycetes, Helotiales, Ploettnerulaceae.